This is a messenger RNA of Microthlaspi erraticum, 843 nucleotides long. The record is from the annotation of a GenBank genome assembly. Lineage: Eukaryota; Viridiplantae; Streptophyta; Magnoliopsida; Brassicales; Brassicaceae.
AUGGGAAGAUCACCUUGUUGUGACAAGAAUGGAGUGAAGAAGGGACCAUGGACGCCUGAGGAGGAUCAGAAACUCAUCGAUUAUAUUCGAUUUCAUGGUCCGGGCAAUUGGCGUAUUCUCCCUAAAAAUGCUGGACUCCAAAGGUGCGGAAAAAGCUGUCGUCUUCGAUGGACCAAUUAUCUAAGACCGGACAUAAAGAGAGGAAGAUUCACCUUCGAGGAAGAAGAAAGUAUCAUUCAGUUGCACAGCGUUAUGGGAAACAAGUGGUCCGCAAUAGCAGCUCGUCUACCAGGAAGGACCGAUAACGAAAUAAAAAACUAUUGGAACACUCAUAUCCGUAAGAGACUCGUAAGGAGUGGCAUCGACCCUGUGACUCACUCCCCACGCCUUGAUCUUCUUGAUUUGUCCUCACUUUUAGCCGCAAUUUUCAAUCAACCAAACUUAGCAUCAGUUGCAACUCAUGCGUCGUCUCUGCUUAAUCCUGAUAUAUUGAGGUUGGCCUCUCUACUCAUGCCCCCUCAACAAGCACUUCAAAACCCUAAUCCAUUUUACGCAUCGAACCUGGACCAAGAGCUUCAAACUCCGGUUACAUCAGUUUCGUCUCAACCACAAACCGAGAGUAUAACCCCGACAGAUAAUGAAACUUCAUCUUUCAAGCCUGUGAACGCAACACUCGAUGAAAGUUUACCACCUCUGAAGGAUAAUUUGGACUUAGACUCACUCUUGUCGACGCCAAAUUCUUCUCCACAACAAAAUAGCAUCGACGCAGAAGCCAACUCCAGCGGUUUCUUCGACUUUGGUUUUCCGGACAAUUUCAUCUUUGAUGACUUUAUGUUCACCUAA